Molecule: messenger RNA, 6760 nt
Organism: Phyllostomus hastatus (greater spear-nosed bat)
Lineage: Eukaryota; Metazoa; Chordata; Mammalia; Chiroptera; Phyllostomidae
Gene: ITPRIPL2
Product: ITPRIP like 2
Exons: 1
Coding region: 519-2126 (535 amino acids)
Source: RefSeq, a predicted model, not a curated record
UUUAAGGAGGAGGCCUUGGGAGAGGGCGGACCCCGCCCGCCGGCUCGGAGCACGCUCCAGACUUAGGCAUUUCCUCCCCGCCAGCUGGCUCGGCCUCACCUCCCCUCGGAAGAGGAAACUCCCGGAGCCCAAGUAACGGGAACUAGAGCGAAGGGGAGCGGCUGGGGGCCCGGCGUCAGGAGGGCCGCCCAGGGUUGGAGGUGAGCCGGGCCGGGCCAGAAGCUGGCCGUGCACACCGCGCCGGAGCGCCGGGUGGGGAGGGCCACCGGGCAGGACGCAUCGCGCAACCGGCGCAGGGCGCGGCCCGGGGCCUGGGAGUCCGGGGCGGGCCGUAGCUGGAAAGAGAACUUGAGCUGGGAGAGGAGGCUGAGCUGGAGGGCGGCUUCCCCCAUUCCUGCAAGGGGGGAGCCGCCGUGGAGGCAAAGGAGACCCGGACAGCGGGGCCGCUGGGGCGCUGCGCGCAUGCUGGGCCGGGGGCGCCGCCGGGGCUUGCGCCCUGGGCUGCCCAGGCGCCCGGCAUGUCGGUGCACUACACCCUCAACCUGCGUGUCUUCUGGCCCCUGGUGACCGGCCUGUUCAUUGCCAUCGUGUGCCUCUACCAUGUCCUACGAGGGAGUGGGGGUGCCCGGGCCGAGGCCCCCGACGGCGCAGAGGAUGCGGACGGAGGCUUCCCUCUUCUUAAGGUGUCUGUCCUGCUCCUCCUCGGCUACAUCCUCCUACGCUGUCGCCACGCUGUCCGGCAGCGCUUCCUGCCCGCGUCUCCCCGCCUGGGGGGCCACUCCGCCUUCUCUUCAAGACAUUUCCAAGAGCCGAGCCUCGGCAUCUUGCUGGAGAGUUACUAUGAGCACGAUGUGCGCCUGUCCCCGCACGUGCUGGGCCACAGUAAGGCACACGUGAGCCGGAUCGUGGGCGAACUGGUGCGAGCUGGCCGCGCCCGGGCAUCCCCGGGCCCCAUUCCCGGGGGCACAUUGGCCUUGGCCUUUCGUGGAGACUUCAUCCAGGUGGGCAGUGCCUAUGAGCAGCAUAAAAUACGCCGGCCGGACGCCUUCGACGUGUUGGUGCCUUUGCGCCUCCCGCCGCUGGUGGCGCUGGAGCCUCGGAGCCUGGGCACCCAGCCUGCUUUGGCCCCAGCCUUUCAUGGCUGCUUCGUGUGCGCACUCAAGGCGCCGCCGGGGGCCUCCGGGAGCCACUGGCUCCGGGACUGCAAACCCUUCGCCGACGGCUUCUGUGUGGACGUGCGCGGGCGGCGCCACCUCUCGUCCACCCUGGUGCUGCGUUGGUUCCAGUCACAUCUGCAGCGCUCCCUGGCCACCGUGCGCUACAGCCUGGAGGAGCGCUGUCGGGUCAGCCUAACCCCGGGCGGCUUGGAGCAGCCUCCCACCCUGCACAUCCUGCCCUGCCGCACCGAUUAUGGCUGCUGCCGCCUUUCCAUGGCCGUGCGUCUCAUUCCCGCCGUCCAUUUGGGCGACGGUGUCUUCCUCGUGGCUCCGCCACCGCCGUCCUCGCCCUUCGGGACUUUAUCAGAGCUCCCGGGAGGCCUGCGCGCGGAUGCACUGUGGGGCGUAAACACAGCGCGGCAGGAGCAGAAGCUGCUGGGUUGGCUGCAGGAACGGGCCCCUUCAGGUGCCUGCUACCUCAAGUGCCUGCAGUUGCUUAAAGCUCUGCGAGACCUGGGCGCCCACGGGCUGGACCCGGUGGCCGCCACCCAGUGGGGACGCAUCCUGUCCUCAUACGUGCUCAAGACGGUGCUGCUUGCAGUGCUGCUGCGUGAGAGGGCUCCGGAGCAAGGCUGGGAUGAGGCGCACCUGGGCAAGCGCUUGGAACAGUUGGUGCGGUUUCUUAGGGACUGCCUGCUGCGACGCCAAACACUCUUCCACUGCGUCCUGGGCCCUGGUGGGGCGGCCGCCGAAGUGGGCCCACUGCCCAAAGUACUGCGUGAAGCUGCUCCAGUUGACCUCCUGGCUGCUUUCGAUAAUCACUCCCGGGAACUCGCAGCCGCAAGGUUGCUGUCCACAUGGCGAAGGCUGCCCCAGCUUCUCCGGGCCUAUGGGGGUCCCCGCUACCUUGCCAGGUGCUCCCCACCCCGGACUCAGCACACCCAGGGAUUCCCUAAAGACGAACCGUAAACCCUGACAGUGCCCCUACCAGGCCUAAUGCUCCUAAAGCCUCUCCUACCAGCUAGGGGUGGGGAUGGCAAUGAAGCCAGUUCUACUCCAGGAAGAUGAGCUGCAGAAGGUGUUGGAAAAUUCAGAGGAUGACAUUUGGUGGCAUAAAUGCCACCCUUGGGUUCACAGUCCCGAAUAGUUAUGGCAUCUUUUCACAUCCACCAUGGUGCCUUGGGCAAGCUUUGGAGAAACAUCCAACAGCACAGCUAAGAGUCGUCGGAAGGCUGGUUUGUGUGGAAUGACUGACUGACAGUGUAGAAGGAUCCGUGGAUUUCAGGGAAGUCUAGUUAAGGAAGCAAGCAACUAGCAGCAGAGAAAGUUCCCUCUGCUGGUUUUUGAGCUGCAGAUCUCUCUGGCCCUUACAUUUAAAGAAGUUAAUGUUUUUUUGGCAUAACUACUUGCUAGGUCCUGGGUUCCUGAUCAUCUUUUUCUAAAAUGAGUAUCUACAACUGGAAUUGAAAUUCUAUUCUAGGGGCUCCUGAUCUGAGGAACAUUGUCUCUGCUCUUCAAAUUAAUAUUAAUGUGUUUUUUAAAUGGUACAAUCACCAGUGUUCGAUGGGACUGUGAAGAAGUGAGUCUCACAGGUUGCGAGGCAGUCAAGAGUUGGUUAGAGAAAUUCCAGAGCAAAUAGCACUUUAUUUUGAUCAUUUGUGGUAAUUGUCAGUGCCAAGUGUUGCAUCUGAAAGGGAGGCCAGCCAUAUUUACCAUUAAGAAAUGUGUAGUCUUGAGAAGCAGGCUUGUUUUACUUCCCUCCAGACACAUGCCAGAAUGUGUACCAGUCAACACCCAUUCAUGGAGCACAUGCUGGGAGCCAGGCACAGUGCAAAGCAGCAUCAAAGUGCAUAUUUAUUUAAGACAACAGUGGUGAGGGCGGAAAACAUGUUGGGUCUCGAGAAAGAUGUAUUUUAGUUUUUGCCUGUCAAGGUGUCUCACUGGGACUUGCUGCUGGCUGGAGAUAGAAACCUUGUUUGUUUUAAAGCUUUUAAGCAAAUUCCUUUGCAUGAGACUUCUUUCUGAGUUUAAUGAAAUAAUGAAGAGGAAAUAUCCACUGCAGUGCCUAGGAUGUAGUUAGAACUCUCAAUGCUUAGUAAUGGUUAGUGGUUGAAAAGUUUUUCUCCCAUUGCCCAAGCUACCUUUAAGUGGUCCAGAGGCAAUUUGGAGGCGUGGUUGGUUCAGCACAGGUCUUGCAAAGCAUUUCAUUUAUGUGCAUGUAGUUCAGUAUCUUGGGCUCUGGACUUGAAGACCAGUGUCUCCCUGAUCAGUCAGCCAAGGAGAAAUACAGCAGAGGAGAGCAAGAGGAGAUGGGUGGGGUUGGAGGGAGACAGACCUCGUCAGCAGGCAGCUUCUUUUUGUCUUUGCGCAGAAAUAUCACCAGGUUGGGUGUAUUUUGCAGCUAGGAGGAGCCCAUUAUGAAAUCCCUUCCUGUCCUCCCAAAUUUCUAACAGCCCACAAUUCCCACUUUAGAAUGGUCCAUCAUAUACUCACCUAAUAGAAGCUGCAGCCAGUCCCUGUGUUAGACUUUUUUUUUUUAAACAGACAUGUGCUCCCUUAGACUCUUAAAGAUAAAACUUGGAGGACAGAAGUAGCCACCUGAAUAGGGCCGUUGUUUAACUUCUGAGUUAUUUUAAGGGAACUCUUUAAACUUUCUUUAGGGGACCUACUCAGCCAUUGCAGGAAAUCAUUGUGAAUAAAUAGUGUAUAGGAAAUCCUCAGCAGAACUGCAGAGACUUCCUACAUACUUCGUAACCUUGGACUGCAAGAGUUGCACAUGUGCUUUCUCUUUGAGGUUGUUUUGGGGAGAGUUCCCCUGGAUACCACAAAGAUUACUUCUAGCUUUUGAGGUCAGUGUUAGGUUUUAAGGUACUGCAUUUAGCAAAGGGAUCAGUAUACCAACUUCCUGCGAAGAUAUAAACUGCACAGUGUUUUAAAAAAUUACUUUUUAAAGUAAAUGCCAACAGGAAUUAGGCCCUAUAUUGUUUCCUAGUCAGCCACAAUUUCCCCUGUGGUCAUUAAGGCUACUGGAACCAGGGACAGCGAGGCUCUUCGAAGGAUUAUAAAGCUUUAAAAGUUGAAUUUUCCUAAUAUUUCUAGAUGAGUUGAUAGGUUUCUUUUUUAUCUUAAUAGUGUUUUGAACUUUAAGUCUGAUAACAUACUGUUCUUAUAGGUUUUUGUUGUUGUUUUCCUUCAGGUUAAUUACCCAAAGCCUCAUCCAUCCUCAAGAUUUUAAAAUUUUAUUAUUUUUUUAAAUUAAUGGGGCAUUGUAUUUGUGAAUUUUUUAAAUAUUAAUGCUUUAUUUAAAUGCCAUGCUGAGCAAUUGUUCUCUGUACAUGGUGACCAAAACUUGGAGUUUUCGAUCAAUUUUGAUCAAUGUUUAGUAAUUCCAAACAUGUACUGUGUACAAGUGAAAUAAUAUGGCAUAUUAGCCAGGUGUGAUGGUUGCCCGAGGCACUUAAAUUAAGCUCAGUUCUAUAUUUUAUUAGGGCUCCAUCAUGAUCUUGAUCAGAAAAGUACACAUUUUUGGUGUAUACCUGGUACUGGAGAUUCAUAUUUGCAAAUAUACAGGAAGGCUCAGAAUCCCCCCCUUUUUUUUUUUUUUUUUUUUAAAGAUUGAUUGUCCACAGCCAGUGCCCAGAGAAAAUGUUUGGGGAAAAUGACUCAGCCAUUUUGCCACGAGACACUCUUCAGUAACUCCCACUGACCAGUCCUGGGAGCCAUCCUAGAAUGCUCGUGGGCAGAGAGUAGGAGGCAGAUUUUUUUUUUCCCCAAAAUGAAACUGAAGUGAAAGAAGGAAGAAUGCAAGUGAACCAAGAGAAAUAUGAAGGACUCUGGAAGGAAGGCUCAUGAUGGAAGUGAAAGGAAGGAGAGAUGGGGUGGAAAUCAUGUGAGGGUGGGAAGGAGGUUUGGGUUGGGAAACACAUUUUUAGGUAUGUGCUCUUUUUAAAUCAGGGGUCGCAAACUCAGCAGCCUGCAGAAACAAGGUAGAGAAGGGGUGGGUGGGCAGUGGGGGCUUCUUGUGGUAAGGGCUAUUACUUGGCUUCAGGCAGGGAAAAGGGUACAGAGGGGCUAGAAGUCAGGACUCUUUAAAAGUGAAACUUUCUGAUUGUUAAAAUAAUUUUUAAAUGUCCAAAACACCAUGUGGGCCAAACAAAAUGUUUGGUUGAACCUGCAGGCCUCCAGUUUCCGACCCUUGCCUUACACAGCUAACCCCCCAAGUAUGUAUAAGGUUAUAUUUAUUGUUGUGGAUAUGAUGCUGUUAUACAUAGUUGGGGAGUGAUAUUUGAGUCUCUUUUAUCUCUCAGAGCUAAGCUUUAUUGUAGAAACAAACCAAAAAAAAUUAACACGGCCACAGAUAACACUUUACUCAUAAUUCCCAGAAGGACCCUCUGUCCUGGAGCUGUUCUUUGUAGUCAGACCCUCCAGCAAAAGCCACAGGGGCCAGUUCUUGGCAUUUCCUUCCCAGUGAGUCAGUUAAACUCCUAGGCUAUGUCAGAGUUUGAAGAUGAGUCAUCAGGAAGGAUUGCAGAAAAACUUGUUUCUUUUUUAUUUGCAUUUUAUUUUAAAAUUAAUGAUUAUUAUUAUUUUUAGUGGUGUUCUUGCCUGUGCCUUAGCAAUGAUAGCUGGUGGCCUGCAACACCAGAAAAACAAUGCUGGACCCUUGGGCCAAGCUUCUUGGGCUUGCUGCCGUGUCCAUGGCCAAGAACACUGUUCCGAUCAGAUGUGCCUAUCUCUUUCUGACUCCGAGGCUCCCACCAAAACCGACAUCCUAGCAUUCUGAAGGAAUUAACCUAACUGCUUCCAAAUUGUCUCUUUUAUCCUCACAGAGUAAGUCACUUUUUCUGUAAAAUGUGGCUUUUGACCUUGAUGCCAAAGACUUAACUUAUUCCACCCAUGAACAGAGGAGGGUUAUUACCUCCCUCCCCAGUAGUGGAAAAAGUGAAUCUCAUUAAUAUUUCCAGUGUCCCUCGAGAGGGAAAGAAGUUCAGUAUUAUCAUGUGGCAUUUGUUAAUUUUUUAAAAAAUCACAUGUCUAUUACUUAGACCUACUGUUUAUUUUUUUUUAUACCUACGUAGCACAUGAUAUGGUGGGGAUAAAGCAAGUAUAAAUUGGGAGCAGGGGAAGUUAUAUGCAAUCAGCUACACAGAGAGAACAGACUAAAACAUGCAGCUAAAUUACAUAUAAUCUGAUUUUUGAAGUAUCAGAUAUUCAGGAAUAUUUUAGCACCUUUUACUUUUAAAAGAAUGUGCCUUGAUUUAGUCAUUUGACUUUAAAACAUUCCUCAUAUUUUAUUGUGAUUUUUAAUGUGUGUUUUGACCCCAAACUGGGUAUUUUGACGCAGUGUGUCAGCUGCAGUCACAGCAUGUUUUGUUCCAAUAACAGAGACCAAAGAGUUCAUCAGUUACGGUUCCGCUGCUACAGUUGUGUGAUUAAGAGGCAUUUUAAUCACAGCGUAUUUCCACGGCCCAAACAACUGAGGCCUGCCAUUUGUUUUCUAUUUCAGGUUGGAGUAAAUUUGCACUUUUAAUCAUAUGGGUCAUUUGGGGACCUUGUUCUUUUAUACUUUGCUUUGUUAAUAAAGGUACCUGUAGAAACCUGUG